Hyaloscypha bicolor E is the source of this 1590-nucleotide messenger RNA. RefSeq lists its product as uncharacterized. The transcript is spliced from 3 exons. The record is from RefSeq and is a predicted model, not a curated record. The coding region runs from base 254 to 1489 and encodes 411 amino acids. NCBI's taxonomy places the organism in Eukaryota, Fungi, Ascomycota, Leotiomycetes, Helotiales, Hyaloscyphaceae.
CAUUAUUACUGGUACUUUGUCCCGGUUCUUUCUGCUGUGCCAAUCACAAUUGCAGUAUCCAUCUGGGCAGGUGAUAAACACAUUCUGCUCUCUAUUUGGAAUCUCGCACUACUUUUCGCAAUGGUUCCUGUUCUAUCAACUACGGUAACAGUUAUCCACUCCUCCAAUCGAUACCACGAUUUGGACAAACAAAGUCUGAUCUGGUUCCUCUUCGUGAUGAUGAACAUUCUUUUCACAUUUUGCAACGAUUCCAAUGACCCACUUGGCUCAAUUUGCCCUGGAACAGAGAAGUAGUUAUGGCUGGUCAAAUAUCAAACGAACGGUGGCUAUACUCGAGAUACUUAGCCUCCUGGCCCCAUGCCUUUCGAAGGUUCUCCUUACGGUGGUACAUCUUGGAGCGAAGUUCCUUUACAAUGUUCUCUUUCCACCGGGUAGAGAAGAAUGGGUUAUUAUGGGCAGCCUCAAGGGCAUCAGCGUAUUAGCAAUCCCAGACACUGGCUCUGAGCUGAACAUUGUUUCAGACCAUUUUAUCAAGCUCCACGGGAUAAAGCUUGACUCUGAGUUCCAGCGAUCUAUUCAGUUACCUAACCGGGAGACCAUUUCCACCGGAACAGUAUCCCUUCCAUUCUCAUUUGAAGGAGAGAAGUCAACAUUCAGCAUAGUCUUCACAGUCAUGCCAAGUUGCGUCCACGACGUCAUUCUCAGCAACUCCUUCCUCAGAACCACAGAGACUCUUACCAGAUUUUCUAGUCGUUUAAAGAGCAAAUUCGUCCCCUCUCUUCACAUACCUCGUUUGAGACUCUUAGGAGCCCCCAAACAGCGGAUUUUGGGCUCAAUCAACGGUCAUACUGCCGUCGCUCUGCCAGAUACUGGCUCGGAUGUGAUGCUCAUAUCCAAGCAGUAUGUACAGGAACGCCGUUUCAUUCACUGGGUUUCAACGGAUAAUGCUUACAGAACCUGCCUCGAAUUCGCUGAUGGCAGUCUCGCAAAUACCUGUGGUAUCGCCUUUGGUGUUGAAUGGCGGUUUGGCAAGGAGGAUUCGACUUCCCGACCCUGCGAUUUUCAUAUUAUGGACGGUCUGCCGUACGAUGUGAUUUUGAGCAAUGAUUUCUUGUUCGAAUCAAAGGCGUUCUCUCAGUUCAAGGACUUUUUCUUCGAGCAAAGGGACGGGCUGGACUUGAGUCGAACAUCCCACGAACUCAGUCUCAUCAAAAUUGUUGGGCCUCAGAACAAGGCAACAAGUCGUAUUCACGGCUUCUACCGGAGGUUCUUGCAAGUUGUGAAAGGAAACGCUCCCAGCACCACCAAUCAAAAAGACUCGAAAUCUGCAGUCCAAGAGCGAGAGGACCACCUCCGACGCGAACUUCAACGACAAGAUGCGAUGGAGGAGCUCAUUACCGAACUUUCACCAGAGCAGCAAGAAGCUGCCUGGGCAGCGGAGGGGCGUUGCAGAGAGCAAUGGACGAAAACACACUCUCUCGACGGAUGAAUUGCCAGGUUCAGGUAAUUUAAUUGUUUUCUUUUACCCUUUGACGAAGCCUCUUCGUUGUGGGGAUCGCAUUAGAAGUAGAUAUCUUACCGGAAGCUGGG